Molecule: messenger RNA, 2622 nt
Organism: Medicago truncatula (barrel medic)
Lineage: Eukaryota; Viridiplantae; Streptophyta; Magnoliopsida; Fabales; Fabaceae
Product: serine hydroxymethyltransferase 7
Exons: 4
Coding region: 573-2306 (577 amino acids)
Biological process (GO): tetrahydrofolate interconversion
Cellular component (GO): mitochondrion; cytoplasm
Molecular function (GO): pyridoxal phosphate binding; glycine hydroxymethyltransferase activity
Source: RefSeq, a predicted model, not a curated record
AUAAAAAAAACACCACAAAAUGAACCUAGCCCACAAUUCCAUCUAUAUGCAAUCCAAUUUAAGAAACAUCUCAUCGUAAAUCAUAUUAAAAUCCACCCAAUAAAUCAAUAAAUAAAUUAAAUGUUCAUAUGUUAAUUAAUUCAAUUUCCAAAGAGUACCAACCCAUUGUUCAAUUUCCCUGCUACAUUCACACAUUCACAUUCAUAUUCUUUACGCUACCUUAUUCUCCCUCAAUUCCAUUCAGGUUCAUUCUUCACUCUUCAUUUUCUUCUUAACCCUUUUCCACAUUCCUCAUUUUCACCCUUUCUUCGUUUUCAUGCAUUCUCUUUCUAAUUCUAAUAUGCUACAAACAUCCUCUUCAUCCUUACCUUAUUAUUCUCACUCCACCCAUUGUUAUUUCCCUUGUUCUUGUUGUUGCUGUUUUUAAACAUAUCCAUAACUUCAAUUUAAAAAAAAAAAUCCACUUUUUUGAAUCGGGUAUUUGUUAUUGUUGUUUCUGAAACUACCCAUUAUCUGAAUUUUGAAAAAAAAAUCGAUUUUUUUGAAUCGGGUAUUUUUGUUUUGGUUGAUCCAUGGAUGCACAAGCGGGUUUAUCACUGGGGUUAAACGCUACCAUGCCAUCUCCAACAAAUUCAUCAAAUGGGUCACUCACUGAUAACUCUUUUUCAUUCCAUUUGAAUUCAAAACCAAACCCUUCUCUUUCCUGGCGUUUACUUCAUGAAAAACCAGACAACAAUGUUCAUCUUAAUCUCAUCAAACAAGAACAGGAACAAGAUGAAGUUGUUGAUGGUGUUGGUGAAGAAGAAGGUGAAACAAUUGAUUUUAUGGGUAGACCUAUUUGUUUCAAGAGGAGAUUAGAGGAAGAAACACAACAAAGUUUUGUUCCGGCGAAGCGUGUUGCGGUGGAUUCUAAGGCUGUGAGUUGGGGAAAUCAACCUUUGAGUGUAGCUGAUCCUGAAAUAUUUACAAUUAUGGAGAAGGAAAAGUUGAGACAGUUUAAAGGAAUUGAAUUAAUUGCUUCUGAGAAUUUUGUUUGUAGGGCUGUGAUGGAAGCACUUGGUAGUCAUUUGACUAAUAAGUAUUCAGAGGGAAUGCCGGGAGCGAAAUAUUAUACCGGUAAUCAGUAUAUCGAUCAGCUUGAGUUUCUAUGUUGUGAGCGUGCAUUGAAUGCUUUUCAUCUUGAUUCAAGUAAUUGGGGUGUUAAUGUUCAGCCUUAUUCAUGCACUUCAGCUAAUUUUGCUGUUUAUACUGGUCUUUUGAAUCCUGGGGAUAGGAUUAUGGGGUUGGAUUCGGCGUCUGGUGGACAUUUGAGUCAUGGUUAUUAUACUCAUGGUGGGAAGAAGGUUUCGGCGGCUUCUAUAUUUUUUGAGACUUUGCCUUAUAAGGUGAAUCCAUUGACUGGUUAUAUUGAUUAUGAUAAGGUUGAGGAGAAAGCAGUGGAUUAUAGGCCGAAGAUACUUAUUUGUGGUGGUAGUUCUUAUCCUAGAGAAUGGGAUUAUGCGAGGUUUAGGAAGAUUGCUGAUAAAUGUGGAGCUGUUUUGAUGUGUGAUAUGGCUCAUAUUAGUGGACUUGUUGCGGCUAGGGAAGUUGCGAGUCCAUUUGAUUACUGUGAUAUUGUCACCUCAACAACCCACAAAAGUCUUCGAGGUCCAAGAGGAGGUAUUGUCUUUUACCGAAAAGGGCCAAAACCAAGGAAGCAAGGCUUUGUUCUUAAUCACGGAGAUGAUAAUAGUAAUUAUGAUUUUGAGGAGAAGAUAAACUUUGCUUUAUACCCAUCGUUACAAGGAGGUCCCCACAACAAUCACAUUGCAGCUCUUGCCAUAGCUUUGAAACAAGUUGCGACUCCAGAGUAUAAAGCAUACAUGCAGCAGGUGAAGAGAAAUGCACAGGCAUUAGCAACUGCGUUGUUGAAAAGAAAAUGCAGAUUGGUUACUGAUGGUACUGACAAUCAUCUUUUGCUCUGGGAUAUAACUGCACUCGGUUUAAUUGACAGAAACUAUGAGAAGGUUUGUGAGGCGUGUCACAUCACUCUCAAUAAGUGUGCCAUUUAUGGUUCUAUUUCUUCUGGAGGAGUGAGAAUCGGAACUCCUGCAAUGACAUCAAGAGGCUGUUUAGAGGACGAUUUUGAGACUAUGGCCGAUUUUCUUCUGAGGGCAGCUCAGAUUACAAGCAUAAUACAGAGGGAACAUGGUAAAUCAUGCAAAGAUUUUCUCAAGGGUCUUCAGAGUAAUAAAGAUAUUUUUGACCUCAGAAAUCGGGUUGAGACAUUUGGCUCCCAGUUUGAAAUGCCAGGAUUCAAUUAUUGAUUUUAGAGUGCAAACCUUCAAUCCAUUCAUACCCAGACAUCAUUAUACUUCUUGGCUUACCAUGUUUUGAAUUAUUUUUCCAUGGUUUCAAGUCAGAUUUUUUUCUUCUUCUCGUUACUCUUUUAUUUAUCAAGUUAGCUCUUGUAAAUAAGUAUGCAGACCAUACAUUGAACUGCAAUUUUCCAGUUUUUACUUAGUGAUUGUACAAAUUAUGCAAGGUCCACACUCUUUUGGUUUUGAUGAAACAUCAGCAAAAUUACAUGGCAAUGUUAUUUGGCACUCUUGUUGAUUCAUACGAAUUCUCUGCUUUAACAAA